Salvia miltiorrhiza (redroot sage) is the source of this 1728-nucleotide messenger RNA. RefSeq lists its product as uncharacterized. Bases 135 to 1499 code for a protein of 454 amino acids. The record is from RefSeq and is a predicted model, not a curated record. The transcript is spliced from 2 exons. Lineage: Eukaryota; Viridiplantae; Streptophyta; Magnoliopsida; Lamiales; Lamiaceae.
GAGUUGUCAUAAACUUAUCGAUCUAUAAAUAGCGUCGACCCAUUUCAGGAAAGAAACACACAGAAGACGGUCCAGGGAAAGCUUUAAAGCAAUAGUUAUAGUAUUUCUUCUUUUCUGUUUCGGUUGGAGAAAACAUGGCGCUUCCAUCGUUCAUCGUGAUGUCCGUGCCAAUGUAUUCUGGAUACACUUAUGUACGCCGCAACGACGACGGCUCCGCCGUGGUGGGGGAAGACAGCAUGUUCAGCCCGCUGGUGAAGAUCGAAUUGGAGCGCGCCACAACCAAUGAUAAAUACGUCCACAUACGCUUCUGCUACAACAACAAAUACUGGCAGAAGAGCGACGGCGACGACGGCAUCGUGGCCCUAUCGAGCAAGCCCGAGGAGGACACGACGAAGCCGUCGUGCACGCUCUUCGAGGUGGCCUUGCUGAUGCCGACGUUGGGCAACUUCACCCACGUCCCGACCGGGCGGCGCGUGAUGAUGAACAACGCCACCAAGGCCCUCUACGUGGACAAGGCGGGCAGCGAGGGCGCGCUUCUCGGGUAUAUGGAUUGGAGCACGCUGGUGAAAUUGCCGACGCACGUGGCUUUCAAAGGGGACAACGAAAAGUAUCUGCAGGCGUUCUACGACGACCACAACUACCUCAAGUUCAAAUCGGACGAUCCCAACUACUACCUGUGCAGCAACACGGUGUCGCUCAUGAACGACGGCCACGUCCGGAUCAAGAACGACCAUUGGGGCAUGUUCUGGCGGCGGAGCCCUAAUUGGAUUUGGGCGGAUUCCACCGACCUCACGGCCAACAACAACGACACUCUCUUCUGGCCCGUCAAGAUCGACGCCGACACCAUCGCGCUCCGCAGCGCCGGCAACAACAGAUUCUGCCAGCGCCUCACCACCGACGGGAUGGAGAGUUGCCUCAACGCGGCGUCCUCCACCAUGGCCAAGGAGGCCAGACUUCAAGUGCAGGAGCUCGUGGAGGCGCGGAGCAUCAACAACGUCAGGUACCGGAUGGAGGACGCCAGGAUCUACGGGGAGACGCCGUACCUGGCCGGCACCAGCAGCGUCACCAACGACGGCGACGAGGAGAGCUCUCUCUCGGUGUCCAUCACGUAUACAGACGAGAAAUCCUACUCCUUCAGCAGCAGCUUGGCGAUAACGGCGGGGGUGACCACCAGCAUCAAAACGGGUGUGCCCUUUAUCGCGGAAGGGAAGGUUGAGAUCAGUUUUCAGGUGGAGACGACGUUCGAGUGGAGCAAAUCCACGACGACUACGACGUCGAUUACGGCGACGGGGUCGGUUCCGGUGCCGCCGAGGAGCAAGGCUGUGGUGAGCUAUGUGGGGACCAAGGGCACGUGCGAUGUUCCCUUCUCCUACACGCAGCAGGACAGGAGCUCUACCGACGGAACAAUCACUGAUACUGAUCAGAUCGAUGGGGUUUACAAUGGCGUCAACUGUUACAACUUUAGUUUCAUCGUCGAAAAAACUCAGCCUCUCGUCUAAUCAUCACAUCCAACACAACAUCCCAACACGCUUAUUUUGAAUACUACUAUAUUCCUUAUUCAGCUUGUGUGCAUGCUAUAAUCUAUUGUGUACGUGAGAGAGGGUUUUUUUCAUCAACUUCUUCAAGGUUGGUUUUUUCCCUCCUAAUUGUGUUGUGUGUAUGCUUUAACUUUUGAACAAUAAUUGUAUGGCUUUUAACUUUAAUUAAUUGUAUGCCUUUUUAUUUUUA